UCCCCAUUCGUACGCGGUGUUAACAACACGCUGUCGCCUGUUGCUCUUCACUUUACUUUACACUAGUCAGCAUGGUUGAAGAACUGACGCCCGUCUAUUUUGCCGUUGGCCCCAAUGCUCGGGAAGUUACCUGUCCGUAUUGCAAGGUGCUGGCGAAGACUCGGCUGGUGCGUUCCUGGCCGCACUUAUGCACUAAACGUCAUCACUGCGGCGCUUGCGGCGAAUAUCUGGGUGUCUACAGGCGACCCCAGCUAUAAGCAACUUAAAGCCCUUUUAAUUUUUAUAUAGUAAAA
Drosophila arizonae is the source of this 293-nucleotide messenger RNA. RefSeq lists its product as uncharacterized. NCBI's taxonomy places the organism in Eukaryota, Metazoa, Arthropoda, Insecta, Diptera, Drosophilidae. The record is from RefSeq and is a predicted model, not a curated record.